AUGUACUCGCCCGCCAAAUCGCCCAUAGUGGACGUCACCGAGACGCUCUCCAUGCAUAGUGAUCUGGACUAUGAUGCGGAGCCAAGCGGCAAUCCGGUGUAUACGAUGGCUGCAACACAUAAUUUACGCCUGCCGCUGCCCGGACUCGCUUUACCCAAUCUCUUGGCAGCCAAGUCCAAUGGCACACUACCUGCCUUUGAAUAUAUUGCUCAACCGAAUCAUGCAAUGCAGUCUCUAGACUUUCCGCUGAUGGAGCUGAAUCGUGUUGGCAUGUUUCCGGGAUUUCUGCAUCGGCGAGCGCGCGGCGAGAAGCGACCCAUUCCGGAUGCCCAGAAAGAUGCCAAAUACUAUGAGCGACGCAAGCGCAAUAACGAGGCAGCCAAGAAGUCGAGGGAUGCUCGCAAAAUACGUGAGGAUCGCAUUGCAUUCCGUGCCGCGCUCCUCGAACAGGAGAACUCCAUACUUCGCGCCCAGAUCCUUGCCCUACGCGAUGAGCUGCAGACAGUGCGACAACUACUGGGUGCGACAACGGGCGGCAUGCUGGGCGUGGCAAGGGCAGUCUGAUGCCAAUGC
Drosophila grimshawi is the source of this 573-nucleotide messenger RNA. RefSeq lists its product as uncharacterized. Gene Ontology annotation, biological process: regulation of transcription by RNA polymerase II. Gene Ontology annotation, cellular component: nucleus. The transcript has a single exon. The coding region runs from base 1 to 564 and encodes 187 amino acids. The record is from RefSeq and is a predicted model, not a curated record. Gene Ontology annotation, molecular function: DNA-binding transcription factor activity, RNA polymerase II-specific; RNA polymerase II cis-regulatory region sequence-specific DNA binding. Lineage: Eukaryota; Metazoa; Arthropoda; Insecta; Diptera; Drosophilidae.